Helobdella robusta is the source of this 267-nucleotide messenger RNA. RefSeq lists its product as hypothetical. NCBI's taxonomy places the organism in Eukaryota, Metazoa, Annelida, Clitellata, Rhynchobdellida, Glossiphoniidae. The transcript has a single exon. The record is from RefSeq and is a predicted model, not a curated record. The coding region runs from base 1 to 267 and encodes 88 amino acids.
AUGAUUGGGCCGCAGGGUCCGUCAGGUCCACUAGGAUCAACGGGUCAACCGGGCAGCACCGGAGCUACAGGUGGGCCAGGAGGUCCAGGUUUUCAAGGCCCCGUUGGACCUCCAGGACCUCAGGGACCACAAGGACCUCAGGGUCCCACAGGGAUCAUGGGUCCACCUGGUUUGCCUGGUAACCAAGGUAGCACAGGAUCGUCUGGACAGCCUGGACAGCAAGGUAUUGUAAUGUUGAUGAGACGCUUGGCAUUUCCAAUAGUUUAA